Messenger RNA from Paramisgurnus dabryanus, 8781 nucleotides. It is a transcript of the gene zswim8, whose product is annotated as zinc finger, SWIM-type containing 8. Gene Ontology annotation, cellular component: Cul2-RING ubiquitin ligase complex. The record is from RefSeq and is a predicted model, not a curated record. Lineage: Eukaryota; Metazoa; Chordata; Actinopteri; Cypriniformes; Cobitidae. Gene Ontology annotation, molecular function: zinc ion binding.
CAUCUUCAUCCUACCGAGCCGACGAGAGGAGGGGGGCAGGACACAGAGGGAGAGAACAGGGGAUCUAGACUUCAAAUUGUCGGCUUAAAAAGACAUUUUGGAUCCAGAGAGCGGUGGCACCCGGGAGUUUGUUGUUGAAAAAGAGAGGGGAACUCAGAAACAGGGGACUAGAAAAGAACCGGCCGGUGGCACAUCAUCACGAGCGGAUGACAAGCUUUUACAUACAAAGGAGUAUAAAUAGAUUGAAGAGGCAGCUAGAUGGGGCAUAAAGAAAAUUAAAUAUGUUUACCGUGCAUGGACGUAUGGCCUGGUCCAGGGGUCAGAUCUGCAGUUUGGUCAUUUGGUUUAACUGUUAAGCGACAUUGGGACACAACACUGCGAUAAAAACACUGGACAGUCGUUUGUUUUGCUUACCAGUGGCUUUAAAAGUCUCGGGUUAAGGACCAAGGUUUUCGUGCCAAAUUAAUAAAACAGUGUUAUUCCGUCUGGCUGCAUGUAAGGACAUAACACACGUCGUGUCAGUAAGUGUUGUCAGGUUAUUUAUGUUUUUGAACGCAGGACUCUAAAGGUUUUUUUUAUUUCGGGCUAGCCGGAAAGCUAGCAGGCUAACCGACUAGCCUCUUAGAGUUAGCAAUGUACCUCGAGCAACGGGGUCGAAUUAAAAUACGAGUACCGGAGCUGUUUUGAGUUACAAUGGUUUGACUCUUAUGAUCUGGCAUUAUUUAACUGAAAUAACCCCACGGAGGGUCACUGGGUUCACCCUUUUAUUUAAUUGUUUUCUUAUUUUGUUAGCCGUGGGGCCGUUGUGGGACUCAGCUGAUAGGAUAGACUGAGAGGAGAUUCAAUUAAAAUUUGAGUAAAAGUAAAUAAGUUUUGCUUUUGAAAAUGACAAAACCUUACUAACAUCUCAUAAGAUUUAAGUGUGGAACUACAUUGCAUGCUGUCAGGUGACACAAUUGCUGUGUAGUUUGUAAACUGAAGAAAAGCAAUAUAAUACCGUCAACAGACAGCUAGAGGGUUAAGUCAGCUUUGAGAAAGGCCUAUUUAUGUUACCAUUUUAUCCGUAACCAAGGCGAUAGAGGAUUUAAACCGAGGUCUAAGGUCAAACCAAAACAUCUCAAGUUUGUUAAAUCCUUGAGUCCAACUUUCCUGUCACGCUUUAUGUAACAAACCGUUUAUUUCAAAGUUACUUGUUUGAUUCUUCCAGCUAUGUGUUGUAUCACUUGGGUUGUUUAUUAAAUAUUAGACCCCGAUCAUCUGCAGCAACGAAGCACGUUAAUAAAAAAUGGAUUAACUCCACAUAAGUGGAGGUUGGCGCUUUAACGUGACCGCGAUGAAGUUCACGUGCUCAAUUUUGACACCGUAUAUAUAUUUCGUCGAUUAACAGACAUUGUGGGUUUUCUUGAGACUUCGCAGAGCUCCUUACUGUGUUUUGGUUGAGGGUUCGUUUCCCCUCCCCCAGCUGUAACUCGCCCUGGUGCGAGUGUCAGUCUUUCAAAACAACAAAAGCCACGAGCUGCGUUUAGUCGAGGUGCUCUGUUCUCCAGAAAGUGCACGCGGCUGAUGUGAUGGAACUGAUGUUCGCUGAGUGGGAAGACGGAGAGAGGUUCUCCUUUGAAGACUCUGACCGGUUUGAGGAGGACUCUCUGUGCUCAUUCAUAUCAGAGGCUGAAAGUCUCUGCCAGAACUGGAGGGGAUGGAGAAAGCAGUCUGCUGGUCCAAAUUCACCCACUGUGAAGAUUAAAGAUGGACAAGUCAUCCCUCUGGUGGAGCUGUCAGCCAAGCAGGUGGCUUUCCAUAUACCAUUUGAGGUGGUGGAAAAGGUCUAUCCACCUGUUCCUGAGCAGCUGCAAUUACGGAUCGCAUACUGGAGCUUCCCAGAGAACGAGGAGGACAUCAGAUUAUACUCAUGUCUGGCCAACGGCAGCCCUGAUGAGUUUCAACGUGGUGAGCAGCUCUACAGGAUGAGAGCUGUGAAAGAUCCUCUGCAGAUAGGUUUCCACCUCAGUGCCACAGUAGUGUCACCCCAGGCUGGCCAAUCAAAAGGAGCCUACAAUGUGGCUGUAAUGUUUGACCGCUGUCGCAUCACUUCCUGCAGCUGCACCUGUGGAGCAGGAGCCAAAUGGUGUGCCCACGUUGUGGCCCUUUGCCUCUUCAGAAUUCACAAUGCAUCUGCGGUGUGUCUGAGAGCACCUGUGUCAGAAUCCCUAUCUAGAUUACAGCGAGAUCAACUUCAGAAGUUUGCACAAUACCUCAUCAGUGAACUCCCACAACAGAUCUUACCGACAGCUCAGCGUCUUCUGGAUGAGCUUCUUUCUUCACAGUCUACUGCUAUUAACACUGUGUGUGGAGCCCCAGAUCCUACUGCUGGCCCUUCAGCCUCUGACCAGAGUACUUGGUAUUUAGAUGAGUCCACCCUCAGUGACAACAUUAAGAAGACCCUGCACAAGUUCUGUGGCCCUUCACCUGUGGUGUUUAGUGAUGUGAACUCCAUGUAUCUCUCAUCCACUGAGCCUCCCGCAGCUGCUGAAUGGGCUUGUCUGCUAAGGCCCCUGAGAGGAAGAGAACCAGAGGGCAUCUGGAACCUUCUGUCCAUCGUCAGAGAGAUGUUUAAGAGGAGGGAUAGUAAUGCAGCUCCUCUGUUAGAGAUCCUCACCGAACAGUGUCUCACACAUGAACAGAUUAUUGGUUGGUGGUAUAGUGUGAGGACAUCUGCCUCUCACAGUAGCGCCAGUGGGCACACAGGCCGCAGUAAUGGCCAGACAGAGGUGGCAGCGCAUGCUUGUGCCAGUAUGUGUGACGAGAUGGUGGUCUUAUGGAGACUGGCAGUGCUAGAUCCUACUAUGAGUCCUCAGAGGCGUUUAGAACUUGCCGCCCAGCUAAAGCAGUGGCACCUAAAGGUUAUAGAAAUAGUGAAACGGGGACAACACCGCAAGUCCCUGGACAAACUCUUCCAGGGCUUCAAACCAGCAGUGGAAUGCUGCUACUUCAACUGGGAAGUCGCCUACCCUUUGCCUGGCAUCACCUAUUGCAGUGCAGAUAAGAAAAAUACCUCGUUUUGUUGGACCAGGACAGCUCAGCAGCGCCGAGGUGCUAAAGCUGGGACUACCGGGGACCCUCAAGAACCCGGAGGAGGAAGUCGCAGUGUAACGUCAGAAGCCAGCUCCUCCGAACAGAAGUCCCGGAGCGGUUCCCAUCCUCCCCAACAGGAGGUGGCUGUCCGCCCAAAAGAGACCAUCGUGAGCAAGAGAAAGGGAGUUUCGGUGGUCAACACCGGUGGUGUGCUGGUUCGUCUAGCUGGUGGGGUCUCUCUCUCACUUGAGGAGGGAGGAAAAAACAUGUAUAAAGCCAGUGGCUCCUCACCAUCAACUAGCAGCAAGGCCAAACUAACGCAAAGCAGCAAGGGCUCAUGUGGAAGUUCAAGUGGUGUCAGUGGGAAGCACCCCAGUGCUAAAAGGCGAACCAGCAGUGAGGACAGUUCUUUAGAGCCUGACAUGGCAGAAUUAAGUCUGGAUGAUGGCUCCAGCCUGGCUCUUGGGGCGGAGGCCAGUAAUACCUUCGAUUUUCUUCCACCUCCACCUGAGAUGCUGCCUUCACCCAGCCCUCUGCUUCGAGAGCCACGCAAAUUCAACAGUGGUAAUGUUUCAAAAGACCGUCCAUUCGAGACGAAACGUGCCGCACACGCUUCCGUACCUUCUGCUGCUGAUGCCCAUGCUUGCUUCUCUAAAGAGAGCUCGAUGUCAGCCCCAGCCGUGGUAGCCAUGGAGAAAGAGGUGGAGGUAGAUGCAGAUCUGGAUGAGAACGGAGGAGACGAGGACCCGGUUGAAGAUGCUCCAGGCACCAGCAAGGCUCAGCGUAGCCGGAGAGAGGGAGAUGGCAGUGGGGCUUCAGGGGGAUCGCCUGGACCUCAGGCAGCUGAGGCGGCAGCCGCAGGAAGUGGAGAUGUGGUUGGUGAUGAUGACUAUCAAGCGUACUACCUUAGUGCUGCAUCAGAAGAGGGAGCGGAGAGAGGAGUUGCAGACAGCAAUCAUGAAGAAGAACCAGAUAUCUUUGCUGGUAUGAAACCCCUGGAGCAAGAAGGCAGGAUGGAGAUACUGUUUGCCUGUGUGGAGGCUCUCUAUGCUCAUGGCUACAGUAACGAUGCUUGCCGGUUAGCUGUUGAACUGGCUCGAGAUCUUCUGGCUAACCCACCCGACCUCAAGGUGGAGCAGCCUCAGACGAAGGGUAAAAAGAGUAAGGUGUCGACCACUAAACAGACCCAGGUGGCCACAAACACCCUGUCUAAAGUAGCUUUUCUGCUAACUGUUCUGAGUGAAAGACUGGAACUCCAUAAUCUGGCCUUCAAUACUGGCAUGUUCUCCUUGGAGUUGCAGAGACCACCAGCUUCUACUAAAGCCCUUGAGGUAAAGCUGGCGUAUCAGGAGUCAGAGGUGGUGGCUCUGUUAAAGAAGAUUCCUUUGGGUGUUGUCGAAAUGACUUCCAUAAGGGACCGAGCUGAGCAGCUCCGUGAUGGAAAUUUCUGUGACUACCGGCCUGUUUUGCCCCUUAUGCUCGCUAGCUUCAUAUUUGAUGUGCUCUGCACCCCUGGUAGGUCACACGUCUGCCUCAUUUCAAUAUUUUCAAAAUGCUGUUUAAGAGACACAUCUAUCAUUAUUCCUUUCUCUUACACAGUGGUGUCUCCCACGGGCUCUCGACCUCCUAGCCGUAACCGUAACAACGAGAUGCCUGGCGAUGAAGAGCUGGGCUUUGAGGCUGCUGUGGCAGCUCUUGGUAUGAAGACUACUGUUAGCGAAGCCGAGCAUCCUCUUCUCUGCGAAGGUACACGGAGGGAGAAAGGAGACUUGGCUCUUGCAUUAAUGAUCACGUAUAAAGAUGACCAAAGCAAGUUAAAAAAGAUUCUGGACAAGCUCCUUGAUCGUGAGAGUCAGACACAUAAGCCUCAGACUCUGAGCUCUUUUUACUCUAGCAAACCAGCCACAAGCAGUCAGAAGAGCCCAUCUAAACACGCCACCCAUGGUGCCAGCGGGGCCACAGGCGGAGUGUCAAAGCACGCCCCAUCAGCAGCUGUGCAGGGCGUGAGCGGUGGAGGAGCGACUGGGCAGCAGGGAGGUGUAACGGGUGUUCAGAGCUCAGAGGGAAUCGGAGAAAAUAGAGAUCAAGAAGGUGUGCAGUCUUCCUCCUGUGAGCAGCAGAGCGAGACCGCACCUUUCAAACCUGAGGGCACUGUGCCCAGCCGUCUGGCACUGGGAGGCCGUGGGGCAUACAGCACACGAUGCUGGGGAUCACCUGUGCGGCAAAAAAAGAAACACACAGGCAUGGCAAGCAUUGACAGUAGCGCUCCAGAAACCACAUCAGACAGCUCUCCCACUCUUAGUCGACGCCCACUUCGAGGGGGUUGGACGGCUGCUUCCUGGGGAAGAGGCCAGGACAGUGACAGCAUCAGUAGCUCUUCUUCUGAUUCGCUGGGCUCGUCGUCAUCCAGUGGCUCACGCAGAGCAGGAGGAGGAGCCAGAGCCAAGAGUACUGAUACCAGCAGAUAUAAAGGGCGUCGGCCUGAAUGCCACGCUCCACAUGUGCCCAAUCAACCAUCUGAGGCAGCUGCCCAUUUUUACUUUGAACUGGCCAAGACCGUGUUGAUUAAAGCUGGAGGAAACAGCUCUACAUCCAUCUUUACUCAACCCUCCGCCAGCGGAGGCCACCAGGGCCCUCACCGCAACCUGCAUCUGUGUGCCUUUGAGAUUGGCUUGUAUGCCCUCGGCCUGCAUAAUUUCGUGUCUCCUAACUGGUUGUCGAGAACUUAUUCUUCACAUGUUUCAUGGAUUACAGGCCAGGCAAUGGAGAUUGGGAGUGCUGCUCUCAACAUCCUGGUUGAAUGCUGGGAUGGGCACCUCACACCUCCAGAGGUGGCGUCACUUGCAGACCGUGCAUCCCGAGCACGAGACCCCAACAUGGUGCGUGCUGCAGCAGAGCUGGCCUUGAGCUGCCUGCCUCACGCUCAUGCCCUUAACCCCAAUGAGAUACAGAGAGCGUUGGUACAGUGCAAAGAGCAGGAUAAUGUCAUGUUGGAGAAGGCUUGCAUGGCAGUUGAGGAAGCAGCGAAGGGAGGGGGUGUUUACCCUGAAGUUUUGUUUGAGGUGGCCCACCAGUGGUACUGGCUGUAUGAGCAAACAGUGGGUGGGGGCUCAGGUUCUCAGAGAGAGGGUUCUGGACGCUGCGGGGCCAAUGGUGGAAUAGGGAGAACCCCUCCCGAGGGAAGCUGUGGUAUCCUUGACAACCCUGGAGUCAUGGAUCCAUCCGGUGUCGCAGCGGUAACAACAACAGUGACUGCGGCUGCCGUAGUACCUGUGAUUUCUGUCGGCUCCACCAUCUACCAGUCACACGCUUUGCCCGGUUCAGCCAUGGCGCACGCGCAGGGCCUCCAUCCGUACACCACCAUUCAGACGCAUCUGCCCACCGUCUGCACCCCCCAGUACUUGGGCCAUCCGCUUCAGCACGUCCCCCGUCCUGCCGUCUUCCCUGUGUCUGGGGCUGCCUUUCCACAAGGAAUGCACCCAGCCUUCAUCGGUGCUCAGUUCCCGUUCUCAGUGGCCACUGGCCCUCAUCCUCCUAUGGCUGCGACCGCUGUCACUUUCCCUGGAGUUCCUGUCCCGUCCAUGACUCAGAUUGCCGUCCACCCGUAUCAUGCUGCAGAGGCAGGUCUGCCUCUUAGCACUGCUGUGGCAGAUGAACGACUUUGCAGACCGUUUACAUUGAUGGACAGCUACAUUACACACUGCAGUAAAGCAGGAGGGGCCAUUCAGGCUGCAUCCCUUCCAGGACUCUCAUCCCAACCAACCUCAUUGGUCAGUGCGCCUUUUCCUGUGGAAGACGAGCAGCACAGCCAGCCGAUCAGUCAGCAGGGACUGCACUACCUCCACUCGGCAUACAGAGUCGGAAUGCUGGCCUUGGAGAUGCUGGGAAGAAGAGCCCACAACGAUCAUCCCAACAACUUUUCCCGCAGUCCCCCAUACACAGAAGACGUCAAAUGGCUGCUGGGCCUGGCUGCACGUCUCGGUGUGAACCAUGUGUACCAGUUUUGCGUUGGUGCAGCAAAAGGCGUUCUGAGUCCAUUUGUCCUGCAAGAGAUCAUUAUGGAGGCUCUGCAGAGGUUAAACCCAGCACAUAUCCACGCACACCUCCGCACCCCUGCCUUCCACCAGCUUGUGCAGCGCUGCCAGCAGGCCUACUUACAGUAUAUCCACCAUAGGUUGAUCCAUCUGACUCCGGCAGACUAUGACGACUUUGUGAACAUCAUUCGAAGUGCACGUUCUGCGUUUUGCCUGACGCCAGUUGGCAUGAUGCAGUUCAACGACGUCCUGCAGAACCUGAAGAGGGGCAAACAGACAAAGGAACUCUGGCAGAGGAUCUCUUUGGAGAUGGCCACCUUCUCACCCUGACUGCUAUAGAGACCAGCAGGGAAAAAAGUCAUUAUUAUACCUGCAGCUAUUCCCUAGACUUUAACACGACACACGGCUAUCACUUUUCUCCUCUAGGAAGUGUAGCCAACCCAACUUCUUGUACAAGUCCAUUCACGUGACAUUUAGUCCCAACGUUUUUAAAGUCAUGUAAAUGUGGCUACUGGAGCAGGUAAAUUCCUCCAUUUGAUGGGUCCCUCGUUUGAGUCGUUGAUCCCAGUGUUGUCCGAUUUUCUUUUUGUUCUCUCUCUCUCUUUUUCUCUCAUUUUGGUGUGUACUGUCAAGUAACUUAAUGGCUAUCAAUGUUUUCUCUAUUUGUCCUAACAUCCUGCAUUCACUGAUUUCUGUGCUUUGCUUUGUGAUCCCCUGAGUUCAUUUAGACGUUCAAUAAAGGGGAUGAAGGUUUCCACUUGCUAUGUUAAUGUUUGGUUCAAAUUUAAACGAUACCACUGAACGUCAGGAUCAUACUGCAACAUUCCUCUACCCUGGAGAGCAGAUUCUCCACCGGUCAUAAAGGAUUUCAACGUUGGAAAAUUAAUGGCAGUGUAAAAAAAAACUUUGUUUAAAGGAUCGAAGAGACAUUUAUUAGGACAAUAAUCAAAGUACGGGUGAGGAUUCUUGAAAUGGUUUGUUUUAUCUUUCGUUUUUAAUACUUUGUAUAGUGCGGUGUGUCUGAAGAGUAAGAUGAGGAAUGGAAGAAUGUUAUUACUGAUUGCUUUGUGGGUUCCCUUUUCCAGUCAAUUGCUGGUGCUGACUUGAGUGCUGGAACAGAGAAGUCUGGCUGGACCAGAUUACGCAACUUUUGAAUUUAUAAAUGUCAGUGCUGACUUUUGUCCCAAACUAUCAGGGCUUCCUGAUGUUUAAAUUGGUUGCUUUUUACAGCUUGGACAAGCAAUUCCGGAUACAAUUAACGAAUGUUGGUAUCUGUGCAAUUUCAUAUUUUUAAAGUAACCUAAACCACACAUCUGCUAUUUCUUGUUCUCAGUAUAAUAUAGGUUAACUGCUUCCCUCGGCUUAGCGUAGUUAAGUGGUCAAUAAACGUCACUGCCAGAUUCUCAUGUUCCCAGCAUCAGCUCACCCCCAGCUUUGGAACUCAUUAGUGGAGAGUGAGUGCGUAGAAAAUGUACUGUGAUAUUUUUGUAUUCUUCAAGUGUAGCUUGGUUGAAAAAACAAACAAAAAUCUAUAUAAAUACAUAUAAAUAUAUAAACUGUGCUGAUUGAAAAACGGCUGUAAUCUAGAAUAAACAGGGAAAAGAGAAAAACUAAAUUGGAACAAAGCAAUAUUAAAAAUGUAGAGUUUACUUAAUAAAGAUAAAUGAAAACACUA